This is a messenger RNA of Sorex araneus (European shrew), 2135 nucleotides long. RefSeq names its product ubiquitin C-terminal hydrolase L1 (gene UCHL1). The transcript has 9 exons. NCBI's taxonomy places the organism in Eukaryota, Metazoa, Chordata, Mammalia, Eulipotyphla, Soricidae. Gene Ontology annotation, molecular function: cysteine-type deubiquitinase activity. Gene Ontology annotation, biological process: ubiquitin-dependent protein catabolic process; protein deubiquitination. Bases 16 to 687 code for a protein of 223 amino acids. The record is from RefSeq and is a predicted model, not a curated record. Gene Ontology annotation, cellular component: cytoplasm.
CCUCCCGUCGCGAAGAUGCAGCUCAAACCCAUGGAGAUCAACCCCGAGAUGCUGAACAAAGUGCUGGCCCGCUUGGGGGUCGCCGGUCAGUGGCGCUUCGCCGACGUCUUGGGGCUGGAGGAGGAGGCGCUGGGCUCGGUGCCUGCGCCCGUCUGCGCGCUGCUGCUGCUGUUUCCCCUCACCGCGCAGCAUGAGAACUUCAGGAAAAAGCAGAUUGAAGAGCUGAAGGGACAAGCAGUAAGCCCCAAGGUGUACUUCAUGAAGCAGACCAUCGGCAACUCCUGUGGGACCAUCGGGCUCAUCCACGCCGUGGCCAAUAACCAAGACAAGCUGGAGUUCAAUGACGGGUCAAUCCUGAAACAGUUCCUUUCUGAGACGGAGAAGCUGUCCCCCGAAGACAGAGCCAAAUGCUUUGAGAAGAACGAGGCUAUCCAGGCAGCCCACGAUGCUGUGGCCCAGGAGGGCCAGUGUCGGGUAGAUGACAAAGUGAAUUUCCAUUUUAUUCUCUUUAACAAUGUGGAUGGCCACCUCUAUGAACUUGAUGGCCGGAUGCCUUUCCCCGUGAACCAUGGAUCCAGCUCGGCGGACUCACUACUGCGGGAUGCUGCCAAGGUGUGCCGAGAGUUCACCGAGCGGGAGCAAGGGGAAGUCCGCUUUUCCGCUGUGGCCCUCUGCAAGGCAGCCUAAUGUCCCGGAGGAGCCUCCAUUGUCCCCCUUCCCAACCAACCCCCUUCUGCGUGAAUACUUCCUUUUCUAGCGCAUUCUAAGAUGCGCACGUGCUUGUAGCACACAGACGUCCUUCUUUGGUUUUGCAGAUCUGCACUUACCCUCAGCCACCCCUCGUUCCCCGGCAGAGCUCAGCUGUGGAUGGAGCAGAGUUGGGUAGAAGCUUUUCCAUGGUUAAAGCAUCUCCCGCCCCGCCAGUGUCUGUCUUGAUCUCAAUAUCUCAUGCUUUCAGUGGCUCCUUCUGUUUGUCUGUCAAAGGCUUUGGAUAUGGUUGGUUUGUCCUUAAAAGAAAUAAAACUUUUCUGCUGAGUAGAGAUGCACUUAAGCUGGCUUCCAGUGGUUUGCUUUCUGUGCAAGUUGACAGCUCUCGCCCUGUGCUAUUAUCUGGAUUCCAACCUCUCUGAAAAGUGUUUUGGGCUGGGACAAGAAUACCGUGGGUGACCAUUUGCCUGGCACACUGCCAGCCUGACUUCGAUCCCUGGCAUCUCAUAUGGUCCACUGAGCCCUACCAGGAGUGAUCCCUGAGCUCAGCCAGGAGUACAGGGCACUGCCUUGUGUCACGCAAAAGCCAAAAAACAAACCAAAAAGUAUUUUGGCUUCUAGGAAGAGGGUGAACUUUAUUUUUGUAGUUUCUGGGUCACACCUGGUGAUGCUCAGGAUUUACUCCUAGCUCUGUGCAUAGGGAUAUGGAACCCUGUUGGGUGCCAGGGAUUGAACCUGGAUCAGCCCAGGGCAAGGCAGGUGCCCUGCCCAUUGUACUCCCACCCCAUCUUCACUAUUAACACCCAGUAAUCAUGUAAUGUAAAAGAAUAAUACAGGUGAUACCAAUUAUAUUGAUUUGACACCAGAAGGAUGUAGUUUGAUUUAUUUUUUGGUGGGGCCUCACCUGGCUAUGCUCAUAAUUUACUCCUGGCUGUGUGCUUGGGGCACUAUGAGGUAACCAGGAUCAAACCAAGGUCAGCCACAUACGAGGCAGGUACUUUCACCCCUUGACUAUCCUUAAGGUUCACAAAGGAAUGCAUUUUAAAGUGUAAAUGUUUAUCUUAGGGUACAAUGCCAACACCAUAUCUUCUCUACCACUGUCUAUAAGACAUUUUCAACCCUCGUUCUUCCUCUCUGGUAAUCUCAGACUUUGUUCUCAAAAACCAAAGGGAUGGCUCCAUUGUCUAUUCCAUAUGCUUGUUGCAAUGUUUAUCACAUGUGAAUGAGGUCAGUUUUUCUGCAGACAUUCUUGUCUGCAGUCUUUCCUGCUUACUACAGACUGAUGGUUCGGAAAUGUGCAUGUCUUAUUCACCUACAAACAUGGCCCUUAAUGGUUCCUUAUUUACUAAUUUGACAAGUUAUUGUUAAGCAUUCUUGUAUGUGUUGAACACAAAUGAAUAAAACAUUACUGGCAUGGUUAAUGAUCA